Molecule: messenger RNA, 604 nt
Organism: Drosophila serrata
Lineage: Eukaryota; Metazoa; Arthropoda; Insecta; Diptera; Drosophilidae
Source: RefSeq, a predicted model, not a curated record
GUAUGAAAAAUUAAACUGUCACCAACGGUUGUGUGAAAGAAGGAGCCAUUACUUUAUAUAAUAUAAAAUAAAAAUAUAUAAAAUGCAUCGAUCGGUAUUGUUGCUGCUGAUUUCAGUCCUCGUACUGAGUGCGGCAUCUGCUAUACCAGCCAGUCAGGAGGAGAACUGGCAGCCAGAGUUGAGUGCGGAAAGCGUCCUGAAGGUGGAUAGCGCCGAAGAUCUCAAGCCCCCAGACAGCUACUCGGAGGAGCAAACGGAUAAGUCUUACGAUACGGAUGCCAGUUCCAGUGAUUUGCUCUCAUUCGAAGAAGGGAACCACUCCGAAAACGAAUCCGGAGAACAGAUCAACCUUAGGAGACGAAGAUCCGUAGAACAGGAAAAGUAUAGGAAUUUAGAACUUCUUGCCACCAUUUGCCCCAAAAAGGACUUUAAGGAUCUGGAGGAGAACCCUUUAAUAAGUGUUAAAAUCGAAAUAGAAGAUAUGUAUGCGAUUUGUGCUCAAUUAAAGGACAGACACACGCAAAGGAGGAGAUGAUUUAAAAAAGCCAUGAAAUGAGGUGUAACCUUAUGAAUUUAAAUAAAGUCUAUAGACUCCCCAAGCUGA